CCAUAGCGAACGCGCUCCUCCAGUCUGAAUAUACACGGACACUGAUGUUCGUCCCCAACCGCUGCUCCAGCCUCGCUCGGCUUUCAAUCCAACUCACACCCGCCUCCACCUCCACCUCCAGCUGUCUGUCCCGAUGUUACGCUAACGUGCCGCCGCUAUUUUUUCUCUUCAUCGCCAUCGUGUUCAUCGGCUCGAUGAACUGACAGCAGAGGAAGCGAGACACAGAGAAGGAGAAAUGGGGCCUGAUCAUAGGAGACCGGAGGAAGUCACCAUGUGUCGAAACCCGUCCAAAUAUGCCCUCGUCUUUCUCUCCCUUGCCUUGUUUGGACUCAUCUUUCUACUUGGCAACAUCCGCACUGUGGAGAAGUGGAACUGUAACAGGAUUUCCACCCUCGACCAGCUACAGCGCACGUUCCAAACCUCCUUCGUCCAUGCCCCCACUUUUCAUAACAGUUCCUUCUGUGCUCACAUGGGUCAAAAACCCUCGCCUGAAGAAAAACUCGAGGAGCGCUACCUGUUGGACUCCAUUGCCUGGCCCGGACCUCCGACUUCCUCCAAUCCAGCACCCUUGCGUCUGACGAGCGACCCGGUGCACAGUCUGUUUGCCAUCCUCCCCAACAAAGGAAGGAAGGAGUGGUGCGUUGGCGACCAGCUGGAGGUCCUCGUCCAAAUGCAUGACUUCCAGGGUCGCCCCAAGCACUACGGUGGAGAUUUCCUUUUGGCCAGGCUGCACACUCCGGAGCUUGGUGCAGGUGUUGCUGGUAAAGUGUUGGACCACAGGAAUGGAUUUUAUUCUGCGCUCUUCCCGCUACUUUGGGAGGGAUCUGUACAGGUGGAGAUUACGAUGGUGCACUCCAGUGAGGCAAUCGCAGUGCUGAAACGGCUGAGGGAAAAGCGGCCUGACCGGGUGUUUUUUAAGAGCCUUUUCCGUGUGGGAUACCUGGUUGAAACCACCGUGUGUAACAUGUGUCUGCCUCCUGAUGAUAAGCCGCUGUGCAACUUCACAGACCUUUACACUGGCGAGCCCUGGUUCUGCUACAAGCCCAAAAUGCUCAGCUGUGACACCAGAAUCAACCACUCGAAAGGAGGCUACCUGGAACACCUCAUCACAAACAAAGAGGCUUUACUCUUCCAGAGUGGCGUUAACAUCAAAGUACAAAUACAUGCUUCAGGACCUGACAGAGUUACAGUGCUGCCUCCUAAGAAAGACAAAGUGGAGGUGAAGAAGGGCGGCAGUGUAAAAUCAGACGCCGUUAAGGUCGUACCAUCUGGAUAUUACUACGGGGACUCAUGGAGGCAGCUGGGCGGAGUUAAAAUGCAUCAGUUCAACAAUUCCUCUGCCGUCACUCAGUGUUUGAAGGACAAGAUGAUCUACUUGUAUGGAGACUCCACCGCCAGGCAGUGGUUUGAGUACCUUGUCACUUUUCUCCCAGAGCUGAAGGAGUUCGACCUGCACAGUCCUAAAAAUGUCGGGCCUUACAUGGCGGUGGACAACGCUCACAACAUUCUCUUGAAUUAUCGCUGCCACGGCCCGCCCAUCAGAUUCACCGGCGUCACAUCCAGCGAGUUGAGGUACGUGUCCAAUGAGCUGGACGGCCUCGCUGGGGGUCCCAACACAGUCGUGGUCCUCAGCAUCUGGUCCCAUUUCAGCACCUUUCCCGUUGAGGUGUACAUACGGCGGCUACGCCACAUUCGGCGGGCGCUGGCGCAACUUUUGGACCGAGCGCCGGGGACGCUGGUGGUGAUCCGCUCAGCCAACCUCCAAGUCUUGGACCAACAAGUGAGCCUGUUCAACAGCGACUGGUAUUCGCUGCAGCUGAAUAAGGUCCUUAGGGCCAUGUUUAAGGGAAUGAGCGUUCUGGUGGUGGAUGCCUGGCAAAUGACUUCAGCACAUCACCUCCCCCACGCCCUCCAUCCACCCCAAGCCAUUAUCAAGAACAUGGUAGACCUGCUUCUGUCCUACAUUUGCCCAUAGAAGGAAAAAGCAUAUAGCAGUGGGUAAGUGAUCACCGCAUUAGUUUAGAGUAAAUCAUCUGUCUGUAAUCCACCUUUACGUGAUUGGUGUCAAACAAGCACAAAUCCUACAUAUCCCCGAAGCUAUGAGGAUCGAUGGUUUUUUAGUUCUUGAACGUUAACAGACAGAGCCUUCUGUCAGAGUACAUAAUGUUACAAAAGUCAUCGUUGUCGUUACCAAAAAAGUGUCACAAUGGUAGGAAAAAAACACGUUACAAAAUGUUCUAAUGUCACAAAAACAAUUCUUACCAAUAGUGUUAAUUUAAAAAAAAAAAACAUGCUAAAUGCUACAUAUUUUUAUUUAAAAUAUAAGAAUCUUAAAUGAGAUCAUGAGGUCUUCACUUCAGUACGUAUCACGAGGACUGCAAGUGUAUGUUCAUUGAGUAAUCAAGGACAUAUAGUGCUUUUUCACUACACCAUUCCAGCACGGCUCGUCACGGCUCGACUCUCGUCGUAUCUUUUUGUUUUAACAUUAGUGAUAGUACCUUGUACCUGGUACUUUUUUGGU
Molecule: messenger RNA, 2521 nt
Organism: Solea senegalensis (Senegalese sole)
Lineage: Eukaryota; Metazoa; Chordata; Actinopteri; Pleuronectiformes; Soleidae
Gene: nxpe3
Product: neurexophilin and PC-esterase domain family, member 3
Exons: 6
Coding region: 236-1975 (579 amino acids)
Source: RefSeq, a predicted model, not a curated record